Molecule: messenger RNA, 1152 nt
Organism: Erigeron canadensis
Lineage: Eukaryota; Viridiplantae; Streptophyta; Magnoliopsida; Asterales; Asteraceae
Exons: 4
Coding region: 1-1152 (383 amino acids)
Molecular function (GO): protein binding
Source: RefSeq, a predicted model, not a curated record
AUGGUUGGGAUUGUACCUGAAGUAUUCAAAGAAGAAAACUAUGAGUUUUGGAAAACAUGCUUAAAAAGUUACCUAGUUGGUCAUGGUCUAUGGGAUGUGAUCGAGAGGGAAGCUACACCAGCUGAGGGGGAAAAAUCACCAGAAUGGAAAAUGAAGAAUGCUCGAGCUUUACAUGCUAUUCAACUCGCGUGUGGAUCACAAGCUUAUGCCAAGUUCAAGAAGAAGACGCAUGUUUCGGCUAAAUUUGCUUGGGAUCACUUGGCUGAGUUGCAUCCUAGCCCAUCCCUCCAUACCAAAGAUCAACAUGACCAAGAUGUCUCUGAGGUUCAGGGGCACUUUCAAUAUGAAGAAUUAUACCAAGCUGUGGAAGCGGAUGACAUUAAUCAAGUGAAUGAAAUUCUCAAGAAAGACCCAGAUGCGGGAAAAGCAGUCGUUUCUUCUCAUGGAGAUACGGCUCUUCACAUUGCAAUCCUCUCAGAUAAAAUGAAUAUUGCACUAGCUUUGGUAGAGAAGAUGCCCCUGCAAGGAUUAGAAACUUUCAAUGAAUUUGGUGCCACUCCACUCUCUCUAGCCGCUAUAACCGGGAAUAUUGAAUUGGCUAGAACCAUGAUAAACAAGAAUCACAACUUGGUUAGCUUAAGAAAGGAACAUAAUGGGGAAAGUUCACUCCCUGUUAUUGUGGCUUCAAUGUAUGGUAAAAAGCGAAUGGUUCAAUAUCUCUACUCCGUGACUCCAAAAGACGUGUUAGAUCCCGAGAAUGGAUUAGAUGGUGUGUUGCUUUUAAAUAGUUUGAUCACUUCAGAAUUAUUUGAUGUUGCUUCUAUGCUACUCAAACACUUCCCCCAGUUAGGAGUCAUCCCGGAUCAUAAUGGCAAUUAUGCUCUUCAUAUAUUGGCACACAAGCCUUCUGCAUUUGCAAGUGGAAGCAAGUUUUCAUUCUGGAAACACUGGAUCUAUGAAUGUGUGCGUAUACAUUCUCCAUGGGAUGCUGACACCCAAAGAACUAAGAGGUCAAAUGGCUCUGAACAUGGAAUCGAUAUCCAUGAUGAAGAAGAAUUCUUCAAGCGACCAAGCUUACUACAUCAGCUGGGGUGGAUCCUGCUACGAUCGUUUGGUAUAUAUGCAAUACUUUGUACGCACUUCUGUAUAUGA